Molecule: messenger RNA, 1303 nt
Organism: Coffea arabica (coffee)
Lineage: Eukaryota; Viridiplantae; Streptophyta; Magnoliopsida; Gentianales; Rubiaceae
Product: protein MODIFYING WALL LIGNIN-2-like
Source: RefSeq, a predicted model, not a curated record
CCCAACCCACAUGUGCCUGUGCUGCUUUGCAUUACUUUCUUCCUCCCUUAUACCAACCCAAUAAACCAAUGGAGCGGUUAAAGACUUCGGAGUUUGACCUGCUCAAUGCCAACUGAGAAAAGAUUACCAUUCUGAUGCAAAAGAUAAGCCCCACAAAAAACUUCCACAAACCUUCCAUAACAAAAAACUGUCUAAAUACACUCAAGAAUGGUGCUUUAUUUUCCAAGCACUGAACAGUUUGAAGGAUUUUUCUCCAGCAAAAGUCUCAAAAUCCUCAUCCUCAAGGCAAGAAGACUUGGGGACCAACCAGCCACAAUUCCCGGACAAGAUUGGCAGUUUGGCACGAGCAAGAGCAUAGAAGAAUACCAAACAACUCUUCUUCUUCUUCUUCCUCUUCUUCUUCUUCUUUCCGAAUAUCCCCUUUGAGAAAACAUCAAGGCUUCUUGACUUCUUCUCUUUGGUUUUGUCUGCUCUUUCCCCCCUUGAAUACAAUUACAACCCCUGUCCAAAAGUUCAAGAAAAUUGGAAACGCACAGUCACAUACUGGCCCAUCAUGGUUAAUAUGGAAAGACACCACUGCAGCUAUGCAGUAAUACUAUUGCUUUCCCUUAUCAUCAUCCUUGGCCUCGUCUCUUUUUCUUUGUGUUUUGCUGCUGAAUUCAAGAGAUCAAAGAAAGAGGACCUUAGAUUUAAUGGGAAGCUUUGUUACUUAGCAGGAAGUCAAGGAUUUGAUUUGGGAGUUGCAGCCUUAGUGUUUCUGUUCAUUGCUCAAAUCAUUGGAAACCUUCUUGUUUGCUGCAAGUUUCGGUCAAGAAGCCAUGAAAGAGGCUGCAAGACAAAGCAACCAAAGAUAGUCAUCAUUUCUUUAGUUCUUUCAUGGAUCAGCUUUGGAGUCACUAUUAUAUUAUUAGGUGCAGCUGCCAGCAUGAGUAAGAGUCAACCCUAUGGAGAAGGAUGGUUAGAUGGGGAAUGCUACGUUGUUAAGGAUGGAAUUUUUCUUGGCUCAGCAAUUUUGAUUUUGAUUACUUUAGGUACAACAAUUUCUUCGAUUAUCAUUACAAUAAGAAGGAGACAAGCCGAAAAAGAAGGCAGAAAAGUGCAUGCACAAGCCGAAUCUGCCUAGCAAAAUAAUAGAUUUUUUUUUUUGAAAAUUCUUUUUUCUGUUUUAAAACAAGUGCUAGAGAAAGGAGUAUACUUCCCUUCCCCUAAUAAGGGCGAGAAUUUCCAUUGAAACGCAAAAAAAAAAUUUAAAUUAAAUCCAUUACUUCUAAAUUGACAGUGACAAAAGCUGAAAUUUAGUACA